UCAAUGUCGUCACGCGAAAAUGAAGAAGAGGAAGAAGAAGACGAAGAAGAAGAAGAAGAAACUGACAAUGACCUUUACGACUACGAGGACGACGAAGACGCCGGUGAUAUCAUCGAUGAGGCGAACGAAGAUGUUACCAAUGAUACCGGCGACGAGGAAAUCGAUGAUAUGGUUGACGAAAUUCCGGAGACACAGAAUGUAACGCAGGAAGUCGGAGAAGAGGAGGGCGACAAUUACGUCGAAAGUAAUAAUAGAAUGUAA
This is a messenger RNA of Trachymyrmex cornetzi, 261 nucleotides long. RefSeq names its product glutamic acid-rich protein-like. Lineage: Eukaryota; Metazoa; Arthropoda; Insecta; Hymenoptera; Formicidae. The coding region runs from base 4 to 261 and encodes 85 amino acids. The transcript is spliced from 2 exons. The record is from RefSeq and is a predicted model, not a curated record.